AGGUGGAUAAUUGUGUGACUUAGCGAAGUGUUGAGACGACCUUCGUUGAUGAACCCCAGGAUUAGCUAGACCAUAAGGCAUAAUGAGGAACUCGCGGUGUUCCCAGUGGUGCCAAAAGUGCUUUUACACUCAUCGUUAUCAUGAAUACGAAUGAGGCUGUAGGACCUGUGGAGGUCUGGUUCUGUUUAAUAACUUGAAUAGAGGAGAACUGUGUGUGUACUCAUUCUUCUGUGUUUUUCUCUCAGUUCUCAUGGUUCCAUACCGAGAAUAAAGUAUAUAUGUUUUUCUUCUCAGGACUGUCGGACUUUGCACCGUAUUUCCAUGACAAUGGGAACAUGGCGUUGUUUAGCAUCUCUGAAGACACACCAGUGGGAUCUCAGGUGUUCAUUCUGAAUGGGACAGACCCGGAGGGAGACGAGGUCUGGUACGAUAUUAGCUUUGAGAACGGCUCUAAAGAGUACUUCCGGGUCGAGCCCAAAUCAGGACGAGUCACUCUGAUCCAGGAACUGGACCGAGAGGUUGAAAAUGAAAUUGUGGUGUUGGUCAGCAUCACUGAUGGCAGGAAUAAGGUGGUGGAGAAAGUGCGUGUGUUUGUCUCAGAUGCUAACGAUGAAAAGCCUGAGUUUCUCAGCCUGCCCUACAUCGUCAACGUCCCUGAGGACACGGAGGCAGGACGCAGCAUUUUUAAAGUUCGAGCUGUGGAUAAAGACCUCGGCUCUGGAGGAAGUGUCACGUAUUUCCUGCAGACGUCUCCCAAAACCAAGUUCACUGUCGAUGGUCACAGUGGCGUGCUGCGUAUCAAAGCGGGCGAGGCUCUCGACUACGAGACCUCCAGCACACACUUCAUCACCGUGGUAGCCAAGGAUGGUGGAGGUAAAUAUAACGGAAAACACCAGGUGAUGACAUCAUCAGCCACCGUCACCAUCAACGUUCUCGAUGCCCAGGACUCGCCUCCUAAUUUUGUUGGAACACCGUAUUUCGGAUACGUUUACGAAGUAUCUGAGCCUGGCUCGGAAAUAUUCACAGUGUCGGCCAAAGACGGGGAUCAGAUCAACCCUAACCCUAUUCAUUACUCUAUCAUUAAUGGAAGUGACGGCUCCUUCAGCAUCAACAGCUCGAGCGGUUCUAUCAUUCUGAUGUCAUAUCCUGUCCAGCUGAAAAACGAGUUAUACGAGCUGAAAGUUAAGGCGUCGGAGGUGGGGCCUGAGAACGAGCUGCUGGACUCGGCCGUGACGGUGGUGACCGUCCGCGUGGUGGAUCUGAACAACCAUCCGCCCACGUUUUACGGCGAGGCCGGCAAACAGGACACAUUUGAGCUGACCAUGUUGGAACAUCCUCCUGAGGGAGAAAUCCUGAAAGGGCUAAAGAUCACCGUCAACGAUUCUGACCAGGGAGCAAACGCUAAGUUCAGACUCAGACUGGUCGGACCUGGGCGAGUUCUCCGAGUCGUCCCUCAAACUGUCCUCAACGAAGCCCAAGUCACCAUCAUCGUAGAGAACUCCAGCGCCAUUGACUACGAAAAGCACUCGUUUUUAACCUUCAAGUUGCUAGCGGUGGAGAUUGACACGCCGGAGCGCUUCAGUGCCACAGCAGACAUCGUGAUCCAUCUCGUGGACGUAAACGACAACACGCCCAGGUUUUCCUCAGAGUUUUACAUCGCCAGGAUCCCGGAGAACUCCCCCGGAGGCUCCACCGUCGUGUCUGUCACUGCGUCGGAUCCUGACUCUGGGCCUUGGGGAGAAGUGAAAUACUCCAUCUACGGCUCAGGAGCUGAUCUGUUCCUCAUCCACCCCAGCUCGGGGAUCAUCUACACUCAGCCGUGGGCGUCUCUGGACACGGAGGUGAAGUCGAAGUAUAAUUUCUACGUGAAGGCAGAAGACAGCGAGGGGAAGUACAGCCUGGCUGAGGUCUUCGUCACGAUUCAAGAUCAGAACGAUCAUUCUCCAGAGUUUAACGAGAACUUCCUGGAGAAGACCAUGAUCCUCGGUGCUCCUGUGAAGAUAGAGGCGGUGGAUGACGAUGCCGAGGAACCCAACAAUGUCAUCGAGUACUCCAUCGCCAAGGCCGAGCCGGAGAACGUUUUCGACAUCAACGCCAGCACGGGUGAGAUCAAGCUAAAGCCGUUCAUCAAGUCCAUGGAGAUGGUGCGGAACAUCACCAGACAGCAUGACCGCAAGUGGUCAGUGGUGGUCCAGGCGCGAGAUCGAGGUUCUCCUUCAUUCAUGACCACCGCCGUCGUCCAGCUCGACAUCACUGAAGCAAAUCAGUUCUCGGGCCCGGUGACUGCGUUUCUAAUGCAGAGCAGAGACAAUCCAGCGAAGGCUUUGGGCGUGGCAGCUGGGGUCAUUAGCGUGAUGGUGAUGGCCACCGUAGUGAUCUCCACGGCAAUGUACCUGCGCACAACGAAGUCCAACAGGAUCGGGCCGUCACGCCGUGUCAUCCGCCGCAGGCGUGGAGAACCCCAGCAGUGGAACUUCACGUUCGGAAACUCGCAGAGUCCAGACAAGUUCCUCGCUGGCCACGAUGUGGAGAGCAACAAGAAUACCGACAGAUCGUGGUCCAAACCUCCACCACCGCGCGCACCGGUUCUGCCUCCACCUCCACCAAAUAACAACCCCAGGAUGAGCAAGCAUCACGGCGCCGUGCCUACCGUCUCAGGAUCCUUAAGCUCUCAGAGCUCGAGCGAGAGAUCCGUCAGUAGCAGAGAUACAGAAGAUCAGCCGACUAAGAAGAGAGAGGGAAACAUCAGCUCAGCGCUGGUCUCAGAGCUGAAGAAGAGGCUGGAGCAGAAGAUCAUCGAGGCUAAUCAAGGCUACUACUGCUGAAACCUCUGGCUUAGCAAACAUUCUAGCGUAGAUCCUUACUACCGAAGCCACCAGAUUAGCAUAGAUCACUGCGAUCUCAGAAAAAAUUGGAAGCAGGAGAUUAUAACCAAGCAACGUAUCUGGACGGUGGCAGCUGGUCCGGUUCUGCCUCUGCUUUUUAUAAAUGAUGCAUAAUGAAAUAUUUAUACGCUAAUACUACUACUACU
Molecule: messenger RNA, 3031 nt
Organism: Ictalurus furcatus (blue catfish)
Lineage: Eukaryota; Metazoa; Chordata; Actinopteri; Siluriformes; Ictaluridae
Product: cadherin-related family member 1
Exons: 16
Coding region: 279-2825 (848 amino acids)
Biological process (GO): homophilic cell-cell adhesion
Cellular component (GO): plasma membrane; catenin complex
Molecular function (GO): cadherin binding; calcium ion binding
Source: RefSeq, a predicted model, not a curated record